Sus scrofa (pig) is the source of this 11820-nucleotide messenger RNA. RefSeq names its product transformer 2 alpha homolog (gene TRA2A). The record is from RefSeq and is a predicted model, not a curated record. Gene Ontology annotation, molecular function: RNA binding. NCBI's taxonomy places the organism in Eukaryota, Metazoa, Chordata, Mammalia, Artiodactyla, Suidae.
CAACGACCGCACCGACCCUUAAGCGUUCUUAAGACGAGAGCUGUGAGGGGAAAACUACGCAAGGAGCCCUUUUUCCCUUAAUGUCCCUUCUGCUUUCCUUUCACUGCACAAUGAAUGUGAAAAUGCUAUAAUGCCUUUUCUGAUUCCUUGAUGUUGGGUUUUUUCUUCUUUCUCUAUAUCUCAACUUCAAAUGCUUUUUCUUCCUAUGACCUUUCGUCUAAACACUGACCACUACUUGACAGGUUUUGACGGUAAAAAGCAAAAGAGGGAAUCUUUUGUCUUAAUCUUACAUAACCGAACAAAUUUCAUGGCUCAGUAUUUUUGCAAUAGUGUAUGCUAUCCUCUCAGCUCAAAAGGAUACCUUCAAAGUACAGACCCUCUCCCAUUUCCCUUCUCAGCCCAUCCUCCAGCAAAGAGGGAUCAAAGUUUUUCAUUAUUUUGGGUCGGUAAAUAUAAACAUCACAAAGAUAGGUUAUCUUCAGCUUAAAUGUACUGAACAUUUAGCGAUGAUUGGGUUAAAUUUCCGAAGUAACUUUCUUAGUGAAAAUUGAUGGAAGUGAAUUAGUGUAAGACUCGGAAAAGAAAGUCCUCAGGCAGCAUUUUUCUGCUCUUGUGUUGGUAUUCUGGUUACUAGGGGAAACGCAAAAAGAAAGAAAGAAAACAAAAAACACUUAAGGUGUGUGGAUGGAAUGAGUUUUGUCUUUUUUUAGAAACUCAUAAGAUAAGCAUCUGGAACCAGACAGUUAAAUCAGAGGGUCGAUUUAGGCUUUUGUUCUUUUUGAGAUUGGAAACCAAAAAAAGUUAUCUUUAAUGCCUUUAAGAUUGGGUUUCUCUAGGUCAUAUUUCUGGGUCAUAGAUAGAAAGGAAUAGUUGAGCUUACUGAAUUUUUUAGAAUGGGUGGUAUUGAUUAUCCCAACAAAACUUUUUAAAAAUCACGUAAUGAUAUUUGGGGAUAGUUGUGAGCUGCUUCUUGUUUUGAAAAUGUUAGGUGGCUAUGGAAGAAAUUUUGCUGCCUCUUAAAUUAACUUCACUAUAAUCUCGAGAAGUUGGUAUUUGUUUUGGUUUGUGGAGAAGUGAAGAGGACUACUAUCUGAGACCUUGUUUUCCUUUAUUUUUUUAAAAUUUUAUUUAGUCAUCAGGUUAAGGAAGGAGCAAGUUCUUGAUGAUUGUUACCUUACCCAUCCAAGAAAGUAAUACAUGUAAGGUUCCCACCCAAUUUUAACCUAAAAUGCAUGGCACUUAAUUUCUUUUAAUAGAGAAAAAGUUUUUGCCUUCUUUUUCCUCCCCUUUUACAACGUUUGUGGUUAUAGAAAAAAUUUUUCCCCACACGUGAUACCCAGGUAUGAAAUGAACCAAAUUGAGUAAUGAAUAGGUUCACCUGUUACUUAUAUUACUUUUUUGUAGGUUGAGGUAAUUGUCUUUAUUCAUAAUUGGUUGAAGAAUUAGAAGAAUGCUAGAAACUUUUCUGAGUGUGUACCUUUUUUUGAUUCUCAAGGCAAUUUCAUAUUCACCAAUGCUUUUAGUUUUUAAAUUACAGUGAUCUUUUAUCUGCUAACCACAAACCAGCAGUUUAGAAAGAUUUUAUAAAAUAUGUUUAACUGAUUUACUGUGCUGUACACUUGAAAUUCACACAACUUUCUAAAUCAACUAUAGUCCAAUAAAAUUUAUUUAAAUUUUUUUAAAAAGGUUUUAUAGAAUACAUUUGUUGUAUUUUUGUACCUAAAUGUAAUAACCGGAGUUCCUGUUGUGACUUAGCGGUAACCAAUCUGACAAGUAUCCAUGAGGACCGGGAUUUGAUCCUUGGCCCUACUCAGUGGGUUAAAGAUCCAGCGUUGCCACAAGCUGUGUGUAGGUCUCAGACACUGCUUGGGUCCCACGUUGCUGUGACUGUGGCAUGGGCCAGCAGCUGCAAUUCUGAUUCAACCCCUAGCCUGGGAAUUUCCAUGUGCUGUGAGGGUGGCCCUAAACUAAAUAAAUAAAUAGUAAAUGUUAUAACCUUUCAGAGAGGCUCAAAAAAGUGUUUUCAGAUGAUCUUUCCGAAGUGUUUUAAGUAGUUGUUGUAUCUCAAACUUUUUGACUGAAAUAGAGAAUUGACUAAAAUUGAUGGGUCAGUAUUCAGAUUUCAUUUGCUAAGUGUACAGAGUCAAUAUUAAUAGUGCAUAUUAACUCUAUCUUAUUGAAAAGAUUCUUAAAAUUAGAGGAUAACUUUCUAGAGACUGGAAACACAUGGAAGAAAUAGGACUGUUUACAAGUACCAGUCCGUUGCUCAUUUCAUACAUACACUAUGCUGUAUAUUUUUGGUUACUUUUUUGAAAAGAGUACACUGCACUUCAGUGUCUCAGAGCAGUUAUGGAGUUUGCUAAAAACAGCUACAGGAGCUUGCUUUUCCAUUAUAGAUUAAUAUCUCUUGCAUUUUAAAGGACUAGAAUAAAAGACCUUUAGGAAAGAAAAUAUAAUUGACUAAAUUUUGUCGUAAGUAACACUGACAGUUAACCAACAAAAUUGCCUUCUACUCGAGGUAAAACUUUUGAGCAUCUGCUGCCUUUUUAGUAAAAGCCAGGUGUUCUUAAGGGAAAGAGAACUUGGAGUCUGAUUUGAGAUGACUGACAGCUCAUAUCUGGGUAAAAGUAAGUAUAUGAUGAAGUGGUAUGUGAUAAAAUUAAUAAAGAAUUUGAAGCAGUUUUGUGUGCCUAUGAGAAAGGGAAAGCUUUAGUAUGGAAAAAGUACAUUGGCUCUUAUGAUUAGGGAAAUAUGAACAUUGUAAGGGUGGAACAGUGAGGUUGCUAGAGUAAUGAGACAUGAUAGAUUUGACUAGUCAGGUAUUGAAGCAUUUCGAAUUUUAGUUUUAGGAAUUUGGACUUAAUCUAGUAUUCACUAAUGAGCUGUCUAUGGAUUCUUAAUUCUUGGAUGGCAUAGUGAAUUUUAGCAAAGAACAGAGACCGGUACAGGAAGAUCAGCAGGGCACACUUGAAAUAUUUAAGGUAGGAGCUUAUGAAAAAUUAGGUCUAAACUGAAUAGACAUUUUCAAGGGAUCCAGGAGAAUAGUAGUGCCAUUAAAAUAGGCCAACAUGAGCAAUUUGUUUGUGACAUGUAUAUCAAGUUAACAGAACCUUAAGAGGAAAUGUCUUUUGGAGCUGGCAGUGAGGUUGGUACUUGAACUAUGAGUUUUGCAUGUCAUCUUCAUAAAAAGAAUGAGUUGUUUCUAAUUUUUUUCUUUCACAAUGGCCCACAAAUUUAUAUUGGUGUUUUUAAAAGAGGUUAAAGACUUUUUUUUUUUAUCAUGUAAGGGUCUUAUUAUAAUUCCACAAUUGUCUGUGCUUUGUAGGAUAAAGAGGAAAGAUAGUCCUUAUUCUUUCCUCCUUUAUUCAGAGCUUGUUCUGGCUUCUUGAAUACCUGGAAUAUUAUAAAACAGACUCCCAGUGUUCCCCUCUUAAUAUAUGAAAUGAUUAAUCGUAUGAUAAAAAUAAAGAGCAAAACACAAAUUUGGCUGUUUUGAUUUGGAAUUUAAAUUUGUGUGUAUUAAGAUAGCUUGUUAAAGAAUAGCAGAAAUGGGGGAAGAUUUUUAUAUACGAGAUUCUCUCACUGAGGGGUAGUAAUUUGCUCAAUCUAAGCAGAAAGUGGGAUUUUUUAAAGGAGCUCUGCAACUAAUUGUAUCCACGAUGCCUAACUGUAAUUUUAUAGAUUUGUCAUAGAUCCUUCUUAUGAUUUGUACCAUUCCUAAAAUAAGUUUAAGUUGUUUUGAGAUCUGAAAGAAUAUCAAGAGAUUUAAAUAUUUAGGAAUGAGAGUCAUUAAAAAAUACAGGUAAACAUUGUUCAUGGACUUAGUUUUGUAAAUGAACUGAAGUUAUUUACUCAUGAUAUAACAUUUGUAGUAUAACAAGUGUGAAAUGGUCAUGAAUAAUCAGCAUAAUAGUGUUUUAGAACUUGUGAACAGUGAAAACCUCUUUGAUAGCAUUAGCGGGUAUUCAGGCAUCAAGUAACUAACCUAGGGACCACAAACAGUGAGUGAAUCUGAUUAUUUGUUCACAUGUCCUAACAGAUUUAGUAGGAAAGAGUGGAAGUGAAAAAAUGGUAAUGAUCAGAUGGGGAAAAGAAUCAAUAGACACUGUUUAAAAAAAAAAAAGUUUGAGUUCCCAUCAUAGCUCAGUGGUUAACGAAUCUGACUAGGAACCAAGAGGUUUCGGGUUCGAUCCCUGGCCUCACUCAGGGGGUUAAGGAUCCGUUGUUGCCAUGAGCUGUGGUGUAGGUCGAAGACACAGCUGGGAUCUGACAUGGCUGUGACUGUGGUGUAGGCCAGCGACUACAGCUCCGAUUUGACCCCUAGCCUGGGAACCUCCAUAUGCCACUGGUGUGGCCCUAGAAAAGACAAAAAGACAUAAAUAAAUAAAUAAAACAAGUUGAAAAGAACAAAAGGAAAUGUGGUUUUUUCCUACCUCAUUUAAGUUACUUCCAUUUAUAGUUUUGUAUAAUCCUUAUGAACUCAUGAUUUUCACUAAAUGUGUGAGUGACUAGGCCUGACCAGUGUGAGGUAGAAGAACAGUUAUCCUUGUUUUUUUCCCUUAAAACUGAGGUCCUGUAAUCUUGCUUAUUCAAGAUUUGUAAAUACUCCAUGGCACUUCUGUAAAAGGUUCUUAGUUUUUAGUUGCUCUUAGUUUCUAAUAUAGCUAAACCACUUUAAGUCCUUUUACACUAGUUUUCUAUGCCUUCGAAAUUGCCACUUAGACACGAGCUUUUUGGAGUUACAAUUGAUCACAGCAUAUAAGCUGGUCAUUUUAUGAACCAUGUUUGAAAUUAGUACAGAAGAUUUGUAAAUUUUAUAGGUAAUUUAAUAGUUGUAACAUGAAUUUAAAUUUGAUUAUAUAUGUAUAAAUGCCAAUUUCUAAAUAAUAUGUUACACAAAAAACAUACAAGUUAGAGUAUCUGUGAGUCUUUUUUGAUACAAAGACUUUAAUCUCACUUAGAAUGCAGCAUGCUGGUAUGACUUUUAAGAGAAGGGAAAUUAUCACUUAAAAAUAGUUAAUGAGGAGUUCCCGUUGUGGCUCGUAGUGAACCCGACUAGUAUCCGUGAGGAUGCAGGCUCAAUCCUUGGCCCCACUCAGUGGGUUAAGGGUCAUCUGGAGUUGCUGCCAGUUGCAGUUUAGGUUGCGUAUGCAGCUCAGAUCUGGCAUAGGCUGGCAGUGGUAGCUCCGAUUAACUGGGAACUUCCAUGUGCCAUGGGUGCAGUCCUAAAAAUAAAUAACGCUAAUGAGGGUGUUGUGGUUGUGGCUCAGUGGGUUAAGGGUCUUGCGUUGCUACCAGCUGUGGUAUAGGUCAAAGAUCUAGCUGGGAUCUGGUGUUGCUGUAGCUGUGGUGUAGGCCAACAGCUGCAGCUCCAGUUCAGCCCCUAGCCUGGGAACUUCCAUAUGCUGCAGGUGCAGCCCUAAAAAGACUAAAUAAAAAUAGCUAAUGUUAAUGAGCAAUUGGAGUUAGAGAGUAAGAGUAUUUCUUUUGUAAACCUGAGAGUCUGAAAAAGAAGCACCAUAUAAAAUGAAAGAAUUGAGUAACACAGAAGGUUUCCCACAAGUCCUAAAGAAUGAAGUUCUUGGUACAAUAAAUAUUAUAGUUAUUUGGAUAAUUUAAGUACCCCCCCAAAAAAAAUACAAUUUACGUAAAUACACUAGAUGAUUUCUAUGGAAAUCUCUAAUUUCACCAAGGAGUGGGAAAAUAUAUUUUGAAAAAAUUUGUAUUAAAAGCUUAUGCUAAAAAAAAAAAAUCCGUUUUUUUUUGUUUUUGUUUUUUUUUUUUUUUUUAGAAAAAAGCUUAUGCUAUAUUCAUAUAGACUUGGAUUUGUGUAAACCUGGUACUUGGGACAGAAUUUGCUUUGCCAUAAUAUUAGGGUCACAGUGUAGCAUUUAUAUAGGUUUAUUUUAAUGGAUUUUACUUGGAUUUUUUUUCCAUCUCUAACUAUUAGCUGUAUUAAGUGACAUUGCAAUUAGUGUUUGCUGUUAGAAUUGUUCUCAUGUUCUGCAGCAGCAUGUGCAUAUUUAGUCAGCUUUUUUCAUGAUUAAAAAAAUAGUACAUUGUUAGUGAGGUUAUUUACAGUGUAUAAAAUACAACUAUUUUAAUACAGAAAAGAAAAAUAGUUUUUAAGCUGCUUGUAUUCGAUACUCUAUAGUACUUUCUUUUUUUGAUAAGCAAGAAAUAGAUUUAUUAAGAUAGAUGCUUGUGGGAGAUUCAGGCAGGCAGACAAGGAGGCUCUUCCCCAAGGAUUAGGUGGGCUAAAUUUUUAUAAUCUAAGGGAAGUGGGGAGUCUCUGUAAUACUUUCUGAGUACUCAUUGUUAGCUCCUCUUUGUUUUUGGCUAUGUCCUUCGGCUACCACUACAGCCUUCUAAUUGAUAGAGAAUAGUUUACAGAACAAAUGGACACUAAGCAGGUUGUACUGUGAGAAUUUUCUGCCAGGCUCAUGGUUUAUAGUAGGUAAGGUAGACUGGAAGCCUGUCGAACUAUGUUUCUGUUGAAAUUUCUGGCAUGAUUUGGGUGAAUCAUUAAUCUAUGUCAGGUAAACACUAUUUUUAAUGGUUGGUGCAUCCAAAUGGAGGGUACUGAGGAAUUUGCUAAACUCCUUGACUGGACAGCUUUAAGAGCAGGUUAAGUGUAGUGUCUACAGAAACAGGAGAGAUAACACCCCUUCUCAAUAUUUCAGUUUAUCUUUCUGUUUGCAGUUUCAGUUCUUUUUCUAAAUUCUGAUUAGCUGUAUGAAUUUCCCUGGAGAAAGUUCAAAUUAUUUCAUAAUUAAGGCAAAUCAAAAGUAGAAAAGGGCAAUCUAGCAUUUGUCCAUAUAAGGCUUAUUGAUACUCAAACCUCAGUUCUAAUGCACAGUUAGUGAAAAUGGCAUUUAUUUGGUGUUAGCUUUUGAUGAAUGUUAUUUUUAAAUGGUAAAUGUUAAUAUGACGUUUUGUGUCUUUGAGAAUUAAACUACCAAUUCUUAAAAUGACAGACCAUUUUUUUGGUAUUACAGUAAAAAUAAUUAUGAAGAAUUAAAAGUUUUGUGUGUUGUAGUUUAUUCUUUGGGUUAUUUGCUGACAGUUACUGAUUUGCCUUUUAAGACUUUUAAAUUUCUAAAUUGUUUGUGGAGGUUAAAAUAUUGGUAUCUUCAUAACUAUAAAUUAAAGGGGAGGGAGUUCCCCUUUAUGGCUCAGUGGAAACAAAUCCGACUAGUAUCCUUGAGGAUGCGGGUUCAAUCCCUGACCUCGCUUAGUGGGUCUGGAAUCUGGCAUUGCCAUGAACUGUGAUGUAGGUCUUGGAUCCUGCGUUGCUGUGGCUGUGGUGUAGGCCGGCAGCUUCAGCACCGAUUCGACCCCUAGCUUGGGAACUUCUAUAUGCUGCAAGUGCAGCCCUAAAAAAAGCAAAAUAAUAAUAAUAAUUAAUUUAUUAAAGGGGAGUUAAGAGUACUUUUUCUUAACCUUGAAUGAUUCCAUGAAGAAAUACAUGCAGAUUGAGGUUCCCCUGAUUAAAAAAAAAAAAUUGAAGGGUAGACAACAAAGUAGGUUAGGUAUUUGUGACACCUUGGAUAAUAUAAAGCAUGCCUUCUUUGAAAUUUGCUGAGGAGUUCCCCUUGUGGCUCAGCAGAAAGGAACCCAAUUAGUAUCCAUGAGAUUUUGGGUUCUAUCCCUGGCCCCACCCAGUGGAUCAAGUAUCUGGCAUUGCUGUGGCUGUGGUGUAGGCCAGCAGCUGUAGCUCCGAUUUGACCCAUAGCCUGGGAACUGCCAUAUGCUGCAGGUGCGGCCCUAAAAAAAAGAAAAGAAAACCCAAAAUUUGCUGUUAUCUUUUCAAAAAAAUAUCCUGUCAUAUCUUAGUGCUUUUGUUAACUAAAAGGAAACCUGAAUAUUUUCCAGUAGGUUGCUAUGUUAGAAAUGGGAUUUAAAGUUUAAACUUCUUAAGGAGUUACCUUGUUUACAUUAAUACCUAAGAAAUAGUAGUUUUUAGCAAUGUUGAAUAAUUUUCAACUAUUAUUUUUAUGAGGGAAGGCUUAAAUCUAAUAUAUAAAGGUUUGAUUGCUAUCCUAGUAAAAUUAAAGGAUUUAUGGUGUCACAGAACACAAAACUUUCUGUAUGUAUAACAGGGCUGUGGUGAUCUAUACUGGGGGUCUAUUUUAUAGAAGUACUAGGAAAGCUGAAAGGGAGAGGGGAAGAUACUCUUAAACCAGCCUAGUUAAUGAAGCGGCCAUGAGACCAGUUAAAGCAAAUUAGCCAUACUUUGUUUUUGUUUUUAGUAGUAAAUAUGCUCCUUUUACAGUUUUAGUGAGUGAAAAGGCCUAAGUUGCUCUCCCUGGUCCAGGCAUCUGUCCAAAAAUUUAAAGUGUAUCUGAGAUGUGGUGAAAGACUUGUUGUAGGUAAAUAAAUGAGCAUAGUUGAUAUUGAGCAGAAAGGUAGCAAUAUACUUCAGUUUUGUUUUCAUCUGAAAAAAAAAAGUACAUAGGCCUAGCAGCAUUAGUACUGUUCUUGAUAAAUAAGUCUUUUGACAUUAAACUUGAAGGAAAACUUUAAGGAAGUUGAGUGAUGGUCUUAAUGGCCUAAGUGAAAAUUGGUGUGAAAUUGGGAUGGUUAUUUACACUAAUAAUCAAAGCUUAAGGAGACAGAGAAACCAAAUUGUCCAUUGGUCAUAAGUGCUUCGAAUAACUGUCUAAAAAAAAAAAGUUCCCGUUGUUGUUGCUCAGGGUUAAGGAAUCUGACUAGUAUCCGUGAGAAUGCAAGUUCGGUUCCUGGCCUUGUGCAGUGGGUUAAAGGAUCCAGCACUGCCACAAGCUGUGGUGUAGGUCGAGGAUUCGGCAUGGAUUUGCUGUUGUGGCUGUGGUGCAGGCCAGCAGCUAUAGCUCCGAUUUGACCCCUAGCCUUGCAUCUUCCAUAUUCUGAGGGUGCAGCCCAAAAAAGACCCCCCCCCAAAAAAACUAAGCUUUUAAUCAGUUUUAACUUAAUUGACUUGGAAAGUUUUGAUUUAUAUCCAGAUUUUUCAAUAGCCAGUCAAUUUUCUGAUAAAGGAUAUACUCACAGAACGGACUAUAUAAGUAUGCAUAGCUGCAUAAAAUUUGAACAAUAGAGAUGGGGGGAAAUCAUGCUAUUAAUUUCAUAAUGUGUAUUAGGAUAUUUCAUUGGAUAAAAUAGAAUUUUUAAAAUGACUCAGAUGCAAAAAUACAUAUACUACUAAGAAUUUACAAGCCAAAGGGGAAAUUUUUUAAAUUUCAUACUUUCUUUUUCCCCUUUGUUUUUUUAGUAUUCUUGUUUUAUUUCAGAUCAAAUCUUUCUAGUAAAGUCAAACUGAGCAAAGAUAGUGGUCAAACAAAAUCGAGAGAUACUUCAUUGAACCUCAGCAUAUAUCCUCUAAUGUUCAAGUUUAGAUAGCCCAUGAUGUUUUGUUUUAACUAUUCUUAGCAUGGCUGAGUGAAAGCUUAUUUUAAGAUCACUAAGAAUCUUCAGGUUGUAAAUUAGUGAAAAGACAUAGGUGGGGGGAAUUACAGUUAAUACUAGUUAUGUUUGAAAUAAGUAUAUUAAAAUUGUUCAAUUUUAGGGACUAGGAUGAAACAUUGAAAGGGGAGGAGGGUAAAGAGUAUGGUAAAAACAAGGAAAUUCAGUAAAUUCUCUAACUGUUAGAAACUAGACUUUUGAACAAUUUUAAAGAUUAUAAAAUUGCUUUUUUUUUAAAUAAACUAGUUAUUUACACUUUACCUGCUGGCUUUUCCAUUUGGUAGAUAACAUUCUGAACUCCAGCAGAGUUUUAUAAUCCCCACGUGCUUAAAUAUACUAAAUGUUCUUUUUCCAUUAAGGUUAAUGUUCGUGAAGAAAUUGAAGAGUUUUUUCCAAGAAUGUGGAAGAUAAAUCAAGAUAAAAGAAGGCUAAUGAAAAGUAUUAAAGAUCAGAAAAUUAAAAUUGAAUGGGGGAAAAAAUUGAACAGAAGAUUGGUCAGAUAGAAGCACUUGAAUAUUUUUUUAAGGCUAUUUUGAAUUGUUUGAAUUGGGGAAGAAUACACGAAGUAUGAAAAAUGAAAAACUCAAUGAAGAAUGAAGAGAAGUAGAAAGCAAGAGUGAAGUAGAAUUAAAAGAAUCUGGAAGAAUGAAUGGGUCCUAGGUUAAGUAAAUGAGUCUCGCUCUCAGUCAAAAUCUCCAACGGGAACUCCUGCUCGUGUAAAAUCGGAGAGCAGGUCAGGAUCUCGUAGUCCAUCAAGGGUUUCCAAACACUCUGAAUCCCAUUCUCGAUCAAGAUCAAAAUCCAGGUCGAGAUCAAGGAGGCAUUCUCACAGACGAUACACUCGAUCCAGAUCCCAUUCUCACUCUCACAGGAGACGAUCUCGAAGUAGGUCAUAUACACCAGAAUACCGGCGUCGAAGGAGCCGAAGUCAUUCUCCAAUGUCUAACCGGAGAAGACAUACAGGCAGCAGGGCAAAUCCAGAUCCCAACACUUGUCUAGGAGUGUUUGGCCUCAGUUUGUACACAACUGAGAGAGAUCUUCGUGAAGUAUUUUCCCGAUAUGGGCCAUUGAGUGGUGUCAAUGUGGUUUAUGAUCAGAGAACUGGACGAUCAAGAGGAUUUGCUUUUGUUUACUUCGAGAGAAUAGAUGAUUCAAAGGAGGCUAUGGAAAGGGCUAAUGGAAUGGAGCUGGAUGGUAGAAGAAUUCGUGUAGAUUAUUCCAUCACCAAAAGAGCACAUACACCUACCCCAGGCAUAUACAUGGGCAGACCAACUCAUAGUGGUGGUGGCGGCGGUGGAGGUGGUGGUGGAGGUGGAGGUGGUGGCAGACGUCGAGAUUCUUACUAUGAUAGAGGAUAUGAUCGUGGGUAUGACAGAUAUGAAGACUAUGAUUACCGGUACAGAAGAAGAUCACCUUCUCCUUACUAUAGUCGAUACAGAUCACGAUCAAGAUCUCGUUCCUACAGCCCAAGACGCUAUUGAUAAACAGAACAAUUGCAAUUGAGGACAUCUUUAUCUCUUUAUUUUCUUCUUUUCCUCUAUCUCUGUUUUUAAUUCUGGAUUUCCCCGAGCUUCUAAUCCUUCAUACUUCAAGAAGAACCCUUAAAAGAUCUUUGGUUUAUUUAGGAUCUACACUUUGUCAGUUGUAUUGCUGUUUACCACCCCUUUUAUUAUAUUCUUAAAGAUGUAAUAGUUGUCAUUAUUUUGAGUAGUUAAACAUCUCCAGUAAAAAAGGAACCCCCAGUGUUAUGCUUUGGACAUUUUGUUUGUUUGGGGGGGGGAUUGUUUUGUUUUGUUUUGUUUUUGCUUUUAUGGAAAAUUAACUCCUGGCUAAUCAAAUGAGGAAAGACGUGAUCUUUUUAAAACUUCUUUUGUGUUAGAUAUUGUAUUAGACAUGGUAUUAGAGAUCUACAUUUACUACAGAUUCCUUUUUAAACUACUUUUGGGGAAGUUAGUAACACAUAAAAUAGUUCAGUCAUGUCAAGUUUGUCUGGGGUGGCACGGAGCAGCCAAGUAGUUGAGUGUAGAAAGUUUGAAGCUAUAGGAGAAAACAGUUGGUCAUUUCUUUUGAAGAACAGAAUUUUUGAACCAUAAAAAUUAGUCGUUUUUUAGAGAUUAAGAGCUGUGGAUUCCUAUAAAACAUGUAUUUAAAAUACAUUUGUUAAAACUUAAAAACGUACAGUGUGAUUUUUUUGUGUUGAAUUUAUUGAAGUUUAAUCAGUGAGGGACAACCCUUAUUUAUUAUUUAGAGCAGUUGUAUACUUUGCUGUUUGAAAUUUUGGUAUUGGGACAGUGGUUAAGCAGGCUGUUGUAUAGCGUCUUUAGAAGUAGUAUGGGGAAAACUAGUCUCCUUUCAAAUAAAAGUUAAUUUCUUUGAAAA